AUGCUACAAGGAGACAGCCCUCAGGAUCUGAUCCAGGCACUCCGCUCCGUCAACAGGGGUAUCCCACCCAACUCCAUUCCUCCUGCCAUCCCUGAUGAGAUCUAUCAUGUUGACACCCAACUCGACCCCGACACCCAAAAAGCGUUCAUUUUCUGGGACGAUAUCAUCCAAGCAUUUUAUAACGCAGUACAUGUCCGUCACAAGACAAGAGUCGUUCCGUUCCUCAGAGGAAAAGACCAUUCGUUUCUUGAGCCUCGCAGGAUCGCCGCUGUGCCGAACAUUGUCUUGGAUGUGGUGGUAGAUACUCCAGUGACCGACAAUGUGGGGGUCGCUUAUCCCCAGGUCCAAGAGCUGGAGCUUCAGCCAGUGCCACCGCAGGACGACAGCACGAUAAAAGUUGAGGUUGUUGAGACCGUAUCCCAGGAUGCCAUCUCAACACCCAGUGCUACAUCGACGCCAAUUGCUGUGACUGUUACAUCCACGCCCAACGCAACAGCCGCUCCCACUGCAACAGCCGCUGUCCGACGGAACCCAGUCUACGGCCUUGUAGAGGAGGCGAUGGAAAACUAUACUCACAUCGACAGACCCCUUGCGUUCCCAUCAGCUCGAGGUCCGCAAACAGUGUUGGACGAUCAAACCCCAGUCGUCAAGGAUCUUCCAACCACUCUUCGCCCUGACAACGACAACAGAUCUCAGCAGCGUGGACCCCAGAACGCAGCAGCCAAUGCGUCCAUGGAGUUGCAAUUGGCACGGGCGAUCAUUAAUGCUAGCGAGGGAGACAAGAACGCCCAGGUCGCGCUUGGCGACAUGUACAAGGCUGGCAAGGGGAUUGCGCAAGACUAUCAGGCGGCCAUGGAUUGGUACCUCAAGGCGGCCGAGCAGGGAGAUGCCAUUGGACAUCAGAGAGUAGGCGCCCUCUACGAUGAAGGAUUUGGUGUACCGCAGAAUUACUCAACAGCCAUGGAUUGGUACCUCAAGGCCGCCGAACAAGGAUAUGCUAUCGCUCAAUGUAGCAUCGGAGUUCUCUACAACCGUGGUCGCGGUGUUCCCCAAGACGAUACACAAGCGAUGGAAUGGUACCUCAAGGCCGCCAACCAAGGGCAUGUCGACUCCCAGUACGGCGUCGGCUUUCUCCACAAGCAAGGUCAAGGCGUUUCUCAGGACUACAAACAAGCGAUGAAAUGGUACCUCAAGGCCACCCAGCAAGGACAUGUCUCCGCACAAUUCAGCAUCGGGGUCCUCUACCAACACGGCCAAGGUGUUCCCCAAGACUAUGCGCAGGCGAUGAAAUGGUACCUCAAGGCCGCCAAUCAAGGACAUGCCAACGCACAAUUCAGCAUCGGAACUCUCUACCAACACGGCCAAGGUGUUCCCCAAGACUAUGCGCAGGCGAUGAAAUGGUACCUCAAGGCCGCCAAUCAAGGACAUGCCAACGCACAAUUCAGCAUCGGAACUCUCUACCAACACGGCCAAGGUGUUCUCCAAGACUAUGCGCAGGCGAUGAAAUGGUACCUCAAGGCCGCCAACCAAGGGCAUGUCGACUCCCAGUACGGCGUCGGCUUUCUCCACAAGCAAGGUCAAGGCGUUUCUCAGGACUACAAACAAGCGAUGAAAUGGUACCUCAAGGCCGCCAAUCAAGGACAUGCCUCCGCACAAUUCAGCAUCGGGGUCCUCUACCAACACGGCCAAGGUGUUCCCCAAGACUAUGCGCAGGCGAUGAAAUGGUACCUCAAGGCCGCCAAUCAAGGACAUGCCAACGCACAACACAACAUCGGCUUUCUCCACAACCGAGGUGAAGGCGUUCCCCAAGACUACGCAGAGGCGAUGAAAUGGUUCCUCAAGGCCGCCAAUCAAGGGAAUGCUUUGGCUCUAAACAGCAUCGGUCUCCUUUACUAUAACGGUCGAGGUGUUCCCCAGGACUUUGCACAAGCGAUGGACUGGUACACCAAGUCCGCCGAGAAAGAGAGCCACGUUGCUCAAUAUAACAUCGGCGUGCUUUAUAAAAACGGCCAUGGUGUUCCUCAAGAUUAUUCAAAGGCCGCGGAGUGGUUCUCUAAGGCUGCCGACCGAGGACAUAAGGGCACCAAGGGAGCAUUAGACGCCUUGAAGGAAAGCGGUGUUGUUGUGAGCUAA
Molecule: messenger RNA, 2133 nt
Organism: Linnemannia hyalina
Lineage: Eukaryota; Fungi; Mortierellomycota; Mortierellomycetes; Mortierellales; Mortierellaceae
Source: the annotation of a GenBank genome assembly